GUACCCUUCGAACUCACGAUGGCGUUGGGCCGGUAAUGGAACGCGUUUUACGGGAAGGUCCGGGCAGGCGUCUGGUGAAAACGAAAAUCGUACGAUCGUUGCGAGUCGGCGAGUCGACGAGAUCAUGCAGACCACCACAAAAACAGAAACACGCAGUAGAAAGGGAACCAUUGUCGUGGAAAGUCGCGAUUGGAUACCGACACCCGGGACAGACGUGCUUCUAGUGGUUUUUUUUCGGAAACAUACAUGCGAUGUGUAUCAAAUACGAUAUGGAAAAUUGUAGCCUAUAUAAGCCGAUAAGCAUAAUCCACCCGAAAGGUAUUUGACCGAUAACCGUUAGCAAGAUAAGUGUGCCUAAUAUUGCUGGCCGGGUAAUAGCCAAGAAUAUCCAAGCCAUCGAGGCUUUUUGGAGUUUGUUUUCCUUUUUUUCGCCUACAAUUCAACCAUGGUGAGUGCAGUGCUUUCAUCAAGCGGGAAACAGAUGUGCAAGAUGUGUGGGGAGGAAGCGUGCAUUUGAUGUUCUAUUUUUGGUACCCAAACAGUGACCGAUCGCGCUGGACGUCCACAUAACGUCUGAUUGGGUUCGACAACGUGUAUAAACAAUCGUCGUAACAUAGCUAAUCGACAGUGUAAUAAUUGUGUCCGGAGUGGACUGGGGGACACGGGUAACAUCUGGGAAUGGUGCUGGUUGCUAGUUGAAUGGAGGAGUCAGCACAGCUCACCAGCAAUGAUUUACGAUGGAGCGUGUGAACAAAAUAUAUCACUCAUCCAGGAACUUUAUGUUCAAAUACAUCAUAGCGCUUCUAUGGACAGGGUUCAAUUUUGUCGUUUUCUGUAAGGCAUUCAGCAACUACCAUCACGAUGUGGAGUACUACUAUCUCAGCCGAAUACUUGGGAACGGGCUAUGUGUUUCGCGUGGAACCGCUCCGGUACUUAACGUGACUAUGGCCCUAAUAACACUGCCCACGUGCAAGACAUUUAAUUUGCUUCUGCACAAGCUGUUUGGCCGAUGCUCUACCCGACUAUUGGUACACUAUCUCCAGAAGACUAAGGUUCUGCAUCUGAUAUUGGGAUGUAGUUUGCUGAUCGUUGCGAUUGUACAUAGUGUGGCACAUUUUGUGAACAUCGUCAACUUUAUUGACAAUUACGACGAACGCUAUCGGGAAAUAAAUUGGGCAAAUGGACCAGAUGACAACGUCCUUCGGUUGCUGUUUGCUACACCGACCGGGUUUUCGGGCUGCAUCAUGCUGCUUACGCUGGCGGCAAUGGCGUACCUAGCUCGUCGAUCGAUGCGCGAUCGUUUCUACAACAGUUUCUUCACCUCACACCAUCUGUUUCUCGUAUUUUACGGGAUGAUGUUCUACCAUCCGCUAAGUAACAUCAUCAAGCAUCAAACGAAUGUCGACAAGCAUAAGAUCAUGUGUGAUCUGGUCGAUAAUGUAACGCUGCACAGCAACGAAGACUUGCUGGUACUGUGCGAGGAACCGCCUCAAUUUUCGGCCGGUGCAAAACGUGCAUGGAUUUGGCCGUUGGUGGGCUUAGCGAUCUAUCUGGCCGAUAUCUCCUUUCGCUACCUUACAUCUCAUUCGGAGCGCUACCGUGUUACAACGGUGCAGACGUACGCAAUGGCAGGACAUGCAAUACACCUUCGGUUACAGUUUUGUUGCAAGGAAAUGGUCAAAAUUCUUCCCGGCCAGUACAUACUGCUGCAGUGUCCAGCAAUUUCCACCCUCGAAUGGCAUCCAUUUACGAUAACGGAGCUUCCCAUUGAGGGACGUAAUGAUAUUACGCUCACGAUCAAGGUGCGAGGAGACUGGACGGAGGAGCUAUAUGAUCGGAUCGUGCAGAGGGAACAGUGCAAGCGCAAUCUUGGUGGUGUUGAUCCGUACCGAAGGAUUGAGUUCUUGUUGGAUGGACCGUACCCGUCCGUCAUGAGCAAUAUGCUCGAUUGCAAGAGAAUUUUAUUUGUCGGUGCUGGUGUUGGCAUUACACCUUUUGUAACAAUCAUGCGAUUGCUGUUAAGCUCCAAUGUCGAUCAACCGGCCAGGGUGCAUCUGGUUUGGAUUGCACGUAAUUUGGAAACGUUUCUGUGGUUUUCAGACGAGAUCGCACGUUUGCAGGAGAAGUUCUGGAGCCAAAACAAACCGGACCGCUUCUGGGUGAAGCUGUACUGGACGCAAAACUACGACGAACAUCUGCUGGCGGAAUGUUUUGGCGACAUGCCUUCGAUCAAAUCGCGCAUGCACCGGGGACGCCCGAACUGGAACGAUGUAUUUAUCGAUCUGGUCACACUCUAUCCCAAAAAAUCGGUGUCCGUUUUUAGCUGCGGACCAAAGGAACUGACUAAGGAAAUUCGUCUAAAGUGCAAGGAGUACAGCAAGCAUGGCUGUAAGCUAAGCUACUUCCACGAAGGGUUCGGAUAAUGCCGUCCUGGAUGUGUGAUCAUAUGAGUGUUUAGUAUACUAAUUUUGAACUCUUAUAUCUAACACACAAAUACGAACUCUUUCUACGCUACAUGUCAUCUGUGGUUGUGUGUUUUACCAGUGAAAGUACUCAGCAGAACAUUGCAAUGCUGCCAUGAAAAGAAAUAAAAAUAGAUUUGUCUACGUCA
Messenger RNA from Anopheles merus, 2611 nucleotides. RefSeq names its product NADPH oxidase 4-like. The coding region runs from base 738 to 2423 and encodes 561 amino acids. The record is from RefSeq and is a predicted model, not a curated record. The transcript has 11 exons. Gene Ontology annotation, biological process: defense response; superoxide anion generation. Lineage: Eukaryota; Metazoa; Arthropoda; Insecta; Diptera; Culicidae. Gene Ontology annotation, cellular component: plasma membrane; NADPH oxidase complex. Gene Ontology annotation, molecular function: superoxide-generating NAD(P)H oxidase activity.